Pyricularia pennisetigena is the source of this 2013-nucleotide messenger RNA. RefSeq lists its product as uncharacterized. NCBI's taxonomy places the organism in Eukaryota, Fungi, Ascomycota, Sordariomycetes, Magnaporthales, Pyriculariaceae. The coding region runs from base 1 to 2013 and encodes 670 amino acids. The transcript has 3 exons. The record is from RefSeq and is a predicted model, not a curated record.
AUGUUUGACGUUAUUUGGACCGACCCCAACCGGGAGUCUAUCGGCGAGAGGAAGCAGCGCAAAGCAGCCGAAGGAAAGACUAGAAAAAAGGAAGAAAAGCGACUGUUUCGAGCUUCAGUCUCAACACAUUCGUCUGGCUCUUCCAGCGUCGACAAGCCUAUGCCUGGAGCUCAUGGCACAUUCGAUCACAAGAAAGCAUCGCCGUUAUCAUUAAGAACAGUCACUGGGAUACAAACCCAAGCUGAGCCUCUGCUCGGAGGCCCGAUAUCUCCCACAUCUUCGAACAAUAGUUGCGUCAACCGGCCUAUCCAGUACAUAGAAGAUGUUGCCAUCAAAGAAAGGAUUCUGGAGGACAUUUCCGAGACGUCCCCAGGCCUGGACUCCAGAGAUUCAAUAUUUUCUAGUCAUAACGAUUAUGCAUCUGCCCCCAUGACACCAGCUUCAGUCUUUGGUGGAUCGCAUGCCCAGCAGCCAGACUCGACGUCAAAGGUCAUACAAAGUCUGGGCCCCUCUUCGUUUAUCACGAAAACGACCGAGGUCGUAUCUGCACCACGCUCACCAGAGCUCGACUGUGACCAUGUAGUUUCCGAUGUAACCAUCACUGCGGAUUUAUCUCAUCGCGUCGUGCUACCUGCGACUCCGCCGUCUCCCAAAGAGCUGGGAAAGACUAUCCACACGAAGAAGUGGCUAGCCUCAAUUCCUAAUCGCACGCGUUCGCUUUCCCCAUCAAAAGACGAUAUCAGCCGUAGGCUUGGCCCUCUGCCUCCUAUCCCAAAGAAAACACCGCCUUCGACACCAAAAAGUCCGAGAGGGCUCACUAUAGCAGCACCAAGUUCUGUUUUCCGCAACGACAACCCUGAUGCGUGGAGGCCCCCCGACACUUGGGAGUGCAGUCCGUCUUUCAAGGCCACCGCAACAUCACUAGAUGCCUUUGUGGGGCCGCAAACUGCGGAUCAGACUCGCAAGUCCAGCUUGAUAUCAUUGGAUCUCAUUGCUAUGCAACGCGAGAUGAAGAUGAUGGAAGCGGCAACUCCACAGACGAUCUUGACGCGUUUGAACGAGGAGUGGGAUGAUUCUCAAGACCCAGCUCUGUAUCAGGAGAUGGUGAUGGAGAAGCAAAGGUGGAUGCUAUCGGCUAUGUACAACGUGGACCGCCCUAGUGUUGACGGCUCGGACAAUUCAAGCAUGGUGCCAGCAACCCAAGGCCAGGGGCAGAAGAUUCUUGCCCUUUUUGAGAGUCCUGCCACUGCGUCAUAUCUAGCCGCUGCCCAUUGUAAUUCGCUGAUAUACCACACAUCGCCGACUCCAAUCUCAAACGACUUAUUCCCGAACGUACUUCCCACGGCACUUCCGGUAGUGUCUCAUUCGGUUCUUUCGACGGCACCGGACAUGUUCUCGGCUGUCUAUUGCCUGUCACUCCCCUCGCUUGUGCCAUCUUCGGAAAUCCCGCCGCUUCUGCGUAAUAUCUAUCGCACUCUCGCGCCAGGAGGCUCACUGCAUCUGACACUGAUUGAUCCAGCUCCAGUUGCUCGGUCACUCGGUCCACAUAUGCGGCAGUGGAUGGAGGAGAAUCUUCAGGACAACCUGGAGAGAAACUUUCGCUGCAUGAAUCCGAGAAAGCUGGUUCCAGGCUGGCUAGGUGAUGCUCACCUCAGGGCUUACGGCAGCAUUAUUACAACGGUCAAGUUCUUUGCAGUGCCGCCGCGUCGAGCCACGAGUGACACUAACCUCAGAGCCGGUAUUUCAUGUGCUGUCAGUGGCGAGGACGGGACGAGCAGUAGUGCCGGUAGCACCUCUGGCAGCAAAAAGUCAGGCAUGCAGAUUCGAACUGAGCUUCGAAGCACGGUCGGUCGGAUGCUAUGGAAAGAGGUCUGGGGCCAGUACAUCAGCACUACAAAGUGGUGGUGGGAAGACCCGCUCUGUGUCAGGGAGUGCCAGGAACUCUCUACUUACUGGGAGUACAAUAUCAUCGUGGCCACGAAGGAGUCUAUUGCCUCUGACAAGUCAGGCUAA